UGAUCCAAACAAACAGUACCCUAUUUUAUAGUUCUUUAUCGGAUAAGGUAUAUAUAACAGCCUAUCUUGACAUACUUAUUCCUGCUUACGUGCAUACUUCAGUGGCUCCUCAGUGAUCUGCCCAACAGGUCAACAUGAAUAAUCCACCGUGGCCCAACGGAAAGAAAGUCGUUCACUUGGAUUUGAAAGGUGCCCCUCCGAAAGUGGAAUACCUUUACCAGCUGAUAGAAUGCUUCUCUCGACUGGGUGCCGAUAGCCUGCUCGUGGAAUAUGAGGACAUGUUUCCUUAUGAGGGGGCGCUCAAGCUGCUGCAGGCCACAGCACAACCUGCAUAUAGCCGAGAUCUGAUAUUAUCCAUGCAGAAAGUUGCACAAUCUAAGGGAAUGGAGGUCAUACCACUUGUGCAGACUUUUGGCCAUAUGGAGUUUGUGUUGAAGCAUCGACCCAUGUGGAGCCUGAGAGAAGUGUCAAACUGCGUGGGCACUCUCAAUCCCCACAAGGAAGAAGGACUUAAGCUUGUGAUGGAGAUGCUGAGGCAGGUGGUGGAGCUGCAUCCAGGUCUAAAAACACUGCAUAUAGGUGCAGAUGAGGUUUACAUGUUGGGUGAAGGUGAGAUGUCAAAAUUGUGGUUGGCUUCACCGGGACACACCGUGGAACAACUUUUCUUGACUCACGUUGUAUCCGUGGUAAAGUACAUCAAGCAGGCGUGGCCUCAUAUGACCAUCAUCAUGUGGGACGAUAUGAUGAGGGGGAUGAGUCACGACACCCUGAAAGCUAGUGGUAUUGUAGGACUAGUCCAACCGAUGCUGUGGGAUUACACCCCUAAUCUGGAUGUGGAGAAAACUGUCUUGUUGCUGGAGAAGUACUACAGUGCCGGUAUGCAAGACAUGUGGGCGGCCAGCUCCUUUAAAGGCUCCACCAGUGUUCACACCAAUGUACCAAGCACACAGAGACACGUAGAGAACCACUUGCAAUGGUUAAAAGUGGCUGCAUCUGUAUCCUCUGUCUUAAACAUUCGGGGUAUUGCCAUGACAGGCUGGCAAAGGUAUGACCACCUCUCAGUGCUGUGUGAGCUCAUGCCUGUGGCUCUUCCGUCACUAGCAGCUUGUCUCCAAACACUUAUCCAUGGCCAGUUUAGUCUUGAGGCUGAGAACCAAGUGACUAAAAUGUUGGGUGUCUCCUCUGUAGAGGCAGAGUCCAUGGGAAGCACGUUUGAUGAUGCCACCCUGUUCCCGGGAAGGAAACUAGCGGAGUCGAUUGUGGAACUGGAUUCACUACUUUGCGUUGAGGACAUAAGGUCUUUUGAAACAAAUAUGUAUGUACGAGGAUGGUUCAGUCCCUACCACAGAUCAAGAAGAAUGGCAAAUCCUCUAAUCACCGUGCAGAUUCAGAGUCAAGCAUCAACGUAUUUGGCUCUAUUGCAACAGAAGAUAGAUGUUGUAAGGGAGGAGAUGAUCCAUCUUUAUCCAGAUUCAGCAGCUCAAGAGUGGAUAGAUGAACAUGUUAGCCCAGUGAUUGCCCCCCUUCAGAGGAUUAUAGAUGAAAUCACAGAAUGCACAAUAGAGAUAGUUCCAGAGAACCAUUUUUCAUCUCAGCACUGAAUAGUUUUUUUAUGUAUAAGAUGCAUUUUAAUAAAGACAAACAAGAAAAUGUUGAUUUUUGAAU
Messenger RNA from Phycodurus eques (leafy seadragon), 1665 nucleotides. RefSeq names its product hexosaminidase d (gene hexd). Gene Ontology annotation, biological process: carbohydrate metabolic process. The transcript is spliced from 12 exons. The record is from RefSeq and is a predicted model, not a curated record. Gene Ontology annotation, molecular function: hexosaminidase activity. The coding region runs from base 135 to 1601 and encodes 488 amino acids. Lineage: Eukaryota; Metazoa; Chordata; Actinopteri; Syngnathiformes; Syngnathidae.